AUGGCUAUUAGUUUAUGUCGUAGCGACAUCAUGGAUAUGAGACCAACUUCAAGCUUCACGGAUAGAAUUGCGGAAAAAUAUUGGGAUAAAUUCGUGCUAGACACAAAUCCGAAACAUAAAAUAUCUGAGGAAUGGGAAAAAUUCAUACAAGAAUUUUUCAAGAUAUGUCACAAAAAUCCCGAGAAGAAUGGAAAAAGGCUUGGCGUGAAAGAUCGACGGAAACAAAAAAGACCUAGUGGAUGUCAUCCGCAACAUCCUUGGACCAUACAUAAUGAUUUGGGUUCUUUUAGUAUCAAAGCUUUCGAAGCACCAUUCAACAUAUUAAGGUCAGGUGACCUCAGAGAAAAUCAAUAUAAUGCGCAAUUCAUAGGCCCGAUAUUAGAGAAUACAAUGAAUACUGUAUGUAGCGUUGAAUGGAGAAUUCUUGAAAUUCCGGUAGAAAGCAGUAAGGCUCGUCGUAAUACUGGUAUAAAUGCAAUUGUUGAUAAGGUUUUAGAAGCAAAGUGCGCGGAUGGACUUGCUCGUCUCUGGCAGAGCCAUGAGGAAGUGUUCUUGUAUGAACAGACCGGAUCACCAAAUUUCGACGAUAUUACUCAAUUUCAUAUUCACGAUUAUAAAUUGAUCAGAACAAUGCGAGAUGUGUUGAACCAGCGAAUAAUCUUUCGCCUUAAAAAUGGAAUAUGUGAUCACAAAGACCUCGCAUGCUUCAGUGCUUUUGGUAACCGUUUUGAAGUAUCGUUAUUUUGGUUGACAAUACACCAGAAGUCGUAUUGUCUCCGAGAAUAUGGUACCUUCAAUAUCCCGUCAACUUGGCAAGAGCUUCCCGUGCUAUAUUGA
Messenger RNA from Funneliformis mosseae, 837 nucleotides. NCBI's taxonomy places the organism in Eukaryota, Fungi, Glomeromycota, Glomeromycetes, Glomerales, Glomeraceae. The record is from the annotation of a GenBank genome assembly.